AUGCAAACGCAAAGAGUCGCGUCGCGCAUGGGCAAGCUGGGUACCGAGACGGCCUUUGCUGUUUCGCUCGAGGCCGCCAAGGUUGCCGAGACUGGCAAGAAGGUGUACCCGUUCCACAUUGGCGACCUCGAUUUCGCCUCCCCCGAUUUCGUGGUGCAGUCGAUGAACAAGGCGAUUGCCGACGGCAAGACGGGCUACUGCGCUGGUGCCGGCAUAUUGCCCCUCCGCAAGCGCCUGGCCGAGGUGCUGGGUGAGCAGCGAGGCGUCACCUACGGGCCUGAGCACAUCUCGGUCCAGAGCGGCGGCAAGCCGGUCAUCACCAAGUUCUUCUCCUCGGUCAUGGAAGUCGGCGACGAGGUGCUCUACCCGAGCCCUGGCUACCCCAUCUACGAGUCCCAGAUUCAGUACCUCGGUGGCGUCCUCAAGCCCUACACCUACAUCGAGAAGGAGGACGGCUUCGCCCUCGAUUUGGACGGCCUGCGAAGUCAGAUUACGUCCAAGACCAAGGUUCUCGUGUACAACAACUACCAGAACCCCAUGGGAAUUGCCAGCUCUGAUGAAGAGAUGGCUGAGAUUGCCAAGAUCGCCAUCGAGCACGACCUGUUGGUUCUCUCGGACGAGGCCUACUUCAACAUCCUCUACGACGGCGUCAAGGGAAAGAGCAUCGUCUCGCUUCCUGGCAUGUACGACCGCACGGUCAUCCUCUACACUUACUCCAAGUCGUGGGCCAUGACCGGCUGGCGUCUGGGCGCUGCCGUUGGUCCUCAGUGGAUCAUCAACCUCAUCAACAAGCUCAACACCAACGACGAGUCGUGCACCACCCACUUCAUCCAGUGGGCCGGCAUCGAGUGCCUGACCAAGGAGGGCGAGAAGUACACCGCCGAGGUCGUCAGCAAGCUGCAGGAGAGGCGGGACGUGCUGGUCGAGGCCAUGCGGAAGGUGCCCGGCUUCAAGUGCCACUCGCCUCCUGCUGCGUUCUACCUCUUCGUCAACGUGACCGAGGCCAUGGAGAAGCUGGGCCUCACCAACUACGAAGAAUUCAGAAGGAACAUUCUGGACGCUACUGGCGUGGCGUUCUGCACGAGGGAGCACUUUGGUGCUUCGCUGCCGGGCGAGACGCAGAAAUACGUCAGGUUUGCCUACUCGGGCAUUGGGCUCAAGGAUAUCCAGGAGGCCUGCGAGCAGCUGAAGAACUUCAUGGAGAAGGUGUACAAGAGCGAGACCUCCACUGCCUAA
Messenger RNA from Acanthamoeba castellanii str. Neff, 1236 nucleotides. Its product is annotated as aspartate aminotransferase. NCBI's taxonomy places the organism in Eukaryota, Discosea, Longamoebia, Acanthamoebidae. The transcript has 4 exons. Bases 1 to 1236 code for a protein of 411 amino acids. The record is from RefSeq and is a predicted model, not a curated record. Gene Ontology annotation, molecular function: pyridoxal phosphate binding. Gene Ontology annotation, biological process: biosynthetic process.